CGUACGCAGAGAUUAUACAGCACUAUGCUUCGCCAGCGCAACACUGGCAGGGACGACGGCGGCGCUGUGCCGACGGAGUCUUCGUUCAGCACGCGCCAGAUUCUCAAGAAGGUGGAUGUGUACCCCAAACUCCAUCGAGAGUUCAAGGUUCAAACGGAGGCAGGUGCCACAGUGUCGCUGGUGGCGAUGGUGAUCAUGGCUAUUUUGUUCCUGUCGGAGCUACGAGACUUCUUGACCGUGAGCAAGCAUGAGCACAUGGUUGUGGACACGUCGACGACCGAGAAGCUUCAAAUUACGUUUGACAUCAGCUACCCCGCGUUGACGUGCCGUGAGGCGCACAUGAACGCGAUGGACGUCGCGGGGGAUCUCCAAGUGAACAUGCAUCACACCGUGUUCAAGACGCGCUUGGCGGCCGACGGCACUCCCAUCGGCAAAGCCAUGACCCACGUACCGAACGCCCACCCGGAAACGUUGGAGCCACUCCCGGCCGACUACUGCGGGAGCUGCUACGGCAACACGCAUCCUUCAGGGCUGACGUGCUGCAACACAUGCGACCAGGUGAAGGAAGCGUUCAUGACGAGCGACAAGACCUUGGACGACGCCGAGUCGACCGAGCAAUGUCUGCGGGAGCGCGGCAAAGAAGAAGUCGACUCCAAGAACGGCGAGGGCUGUCGCUUGCACGGUUCCAUGUUCGUCAACCGUGUAGCCGGCAACUUCCACGUCGGGUUGGGCCGCACGUUCCACCGCGAGGGCCGCCUCGUCCAUCAGUUUUUGCCAGGCCAGCAAUUCACGUACAAUUCCAGCCAUAUUAUCCACGAGUUGUAUUUCGGAGAGCCGUACCCUGGUAUGAAGGGACCGUUGGACAACGUGGCGAAAACCGCGGAUCGAGGUGCAAAGACAACGUUUAUCCCCCGUCGCUCGCGAUUCAAAUCGAGUGUUAACGGACGUUUGAAUCUUCUAUUGAUCCAGGUGGCGCGGUGUACCAGUAUUUUUUGAAAAUCGUGCCGACGAUUUACAACGACGGCGUGACCACCCGGUAUUCGAACCAGUUCUCGUACACGCAGCAAACACGAUUCUUGGACCCGUGGGGCACCAUGUCGGUGCUGCCAGGUGUAUUUUUCAUCUUCGAACUCUCGGCGUUCGUCGUGCAAGUGGACGCGACGUCCGUGCCCUUCACUCACUUUCUCAUGCGCGUCUGCGCCAUCGUCGGCGGCAUGGUGUCGAUUGCCGGGUUUGUGGACUCGCUCAUCUACCACUACUUUAAAAAGUCGCCGUCGACUUCCUCGGCCAAGUAGAGAUAUAUGGAAGACAUGCGACGGCAACAACCUCCACAUAAACAAAAAGUGUGCAUAACUGGACGAUAAAUUGAGACUUGGCGAGUGGUUUUCAU
This is a messenger RNA of Aphanomyces astaci, 1390 nucleotides long. RefSeq lists its product as hypothetical. Gene Ontology annotation, cellular component: endoplasmic reticulum; COPII-coated ER to Golgi transport vesicle. Bases 25 to 996 code for a protein of 323 amino acids. The transcript has 6 exons. NCBI's taxonomy places the organism in Eukaryota, Oomycota, Saprolegniomycetes, Saprolegniales, Verrucalvaceae. The record is from RefSeq and is a predicted model, not a curated record.